Molecule: messenger RNA, 4542 nt
Organism: Adineta ricciae
Lineage: Eukaryota; Metazoa; Rotifera; Eurotatoria; Adinetida; Adinetidae
Source: the annotation of a GenBank genome assembly
AUGACAUGGUCAAUCUAUAUUGUCGGUAUUCUACUAUUAAGUUCCCAAGAUGUUCAAGGUCGAUUGUAUUUGUAUUACAUGGAUCAAACAAUUAAUAAUGAAACAGAAAAAGUAUAUAACGAAGAAACAAAGGGAGAAGUAUUGACUACAUUCACAUUUGAAGAAUUAAGAAGACAACAAGUUACUACAUUUGAUUUACUUUCAUGGUCAGCAUUAAUUGAUCUUGUUGAAUUGUAUGAUGAAUAUCUUGAUGGACCAUCAAACGUUUCAUUGAGAUUUCAGAAGUUUUACAAUUGCUCUGUCCUAUGGUUUGGAAGAUUUUGUCAAUACACAUUUAAUAUAAGUCUACCACUGAACAUUAUUGUUAACAAAACGUUUACCGACAAACGUUUUACGAAUAAAUCAGAUAUAACAUGUUAUUUACAUUUGGAUUGUGAUCGAGGACCAGCACCUGCUUGUUUUGAUUGGCGAGAAAUUUGUGAUAGAAAAGUCGAUUGUUUAGGGAAUGAUGCAGAUGAAAAGAACUGUUUCGAACUCGAAAUAAAUGAAUGUAAAGAAAACGAAUAUCGGUGUCACAAUGGAAUGUGCAUACCAGAAGAAUUCUUAAACGAAGGUUACUACUAUUCAGAUUGCAUUGAUGGUACGGAUGAGAAUAUUUUAUAUGCACAGCGUCACGCAAAGUGUUCAAGGGACCCAGGGUUUUGGUGUGAAGAAAGCACUUAUAGAAAGAAUCCUCAAAAUUUUGUUUGUGGUGAUGGAGACGUUAGCGAUGAUUCAAUUCUUGAAGGUAGUCGGUAUUGCGACAAUAGACGAAAUGUUAUUAUUAAAAGCUCGUUAUUUUCAUACGUUAAACAUUCUGCACUAUCUUACAACUGCUGGUUUUUGCUACUCUGCACAAUGGCUGAUAAUCUCUAUCUUAAGGACGAUUUUAAUUACUAUAAUAUACCCAAAUGCACCACACUAUGUGACAAUGAUGGAGGUGAAGGUUGUAAUAUUAGAAUGGUAGAUGAAUGUCACACAGAAUUUGUUGUUUUCCCGCAGCGACCUAUUCUUCAUGGCCAUGUAUCCUUAGUAUACUUAACAAAUCAAACAAUAUUUUUUAAUUAUGGAGAGAUAAACAUAUUUCCCGACUAUGUUUGUUAUGAUGCGAGAAAAUGUCCUUUUCUUCCAUCUAAUUCAAUAUUGAGUAUAAAUGGUACAACUUGUCAAUCUACGCAAGAAUUAAAUCUUUAUACAUUUACUGAUAUUAUCAAUCUUUUCCAAUCUUGUCUCAUUGUAAUUGAAAACGAACAUGAAAUGAAUUAUAAUCGAUCAACACUCUUUCAAUGUCCAGGUACGACAAAGUAUAUUUCAACGCAUCGAGUCUUCGAUGGUGUUCCAGAUUGUUAUAAAGGUGCUGAUGAAAAAGAUGUUGACGCUUGUCAAUGGAAUCAUAAACAUCGUUUUAAAUGCUCAACAGAACAAAAAUGUAUUUCAUUCAUUUUAUUUCAAAAUGGUGUAAAAGAUUGUCGUAAUGGUGACGAUGAAAUUAUGAGUAUUUCUCAACAAAUAACAUUUCAAAAUUUGUGUAAUGGAUAUGUUCAUCUACAGCCUAUAACGAUCGACGAAUUUAUUGAAACAGAUGAAACACAUUGUGAUGAUUGGCCAUGCAAUAAUUUAUAUACUCGAUGUGAUGGAGCUUGGAAUUGUCCAAAUGGUAUUGAUGAACUUAAUUGUUCCCCAUCCACAUGUCCUCCCGAUACUCACGAAUGCAUCUCUCCUAUAACAAAAAAAGUCAUAUGUUUACCUUAUUAUCUAGCCGGAAAUGGAAUCAUAGAUUGUCUUGGAUCUACAGAUGAGAGAGAAUAUUGUCGACUGCAAAAACCGGAGCGUUUUCAAGUGAGAUUUAAAUGUUGGAAUGAUACUUUAUGUGUUCACAAUAUUCAUGUUUGUUUGGAACGUAUAUGUUUCAUGGAAGGGAAAAUAGACUGUUCAUCAGAUAUGGAAUAUGUUCUGAAACGUCUAGAUGAAGAUAGGAAACUUAAAUUUCCUCUAUAUAAAUAUUUUAUGCUCGAUCGUCUUAGAACAAAUCUUUCAUCAUUGAUGGUAACGAAAAACGAUUCGAUUCAAUUGAUUGUAGAUCAAGAAACGAUGGUAUCAAAUAAAAAGUUUACAAUUAAACGAACCGAAACAUGUCAUCGGGGUAUUUUGAUUUAUAUUGGAAUUUCGUUGAAAAUUCAUUGUCUUUGUCCUCCGAGUUAUUAUGGAAAUCGAUGUCAAUAUCAAAGUCAACGCGUUAGUUUGACGCUUCAAUUUAGUCGAAAAUGCACGCCAGUCUGUUAUGGAGUAUUUGGUAUUAUUAUUAGUCUUAUUGAUCAAGAUAAUGUCAUUCACGCAUAUGAACAGUUAACAUACGCAUCAACAUAUGAAUGUAACAAGAAAUAUUUCACUUAUUUACUCUAUCAAUCACGACCAAAAAAUCUAACAAAAAAAUAUAAGGUAAAAAUCGAUGCGUAUAACAAAAUCAAUUUAACUUAUUAUGCAAGCUGGAUUUUACCAGUUCAAUUUCUUUUUCUUCCUGUAAAUCGAAUAGCUGCAUAUUUUAUUAUUCCAGCUCAUCCAAUUAAUUCAUUGGAAAACUGUUCUGUUUUCUGUGGUUAUGGUCGAUGUUACGCAUAUGUCAAUAGUCCGAAUGAAUAUUUUUGUGUCUGUAAUUCUGGUUGGUCAGGCAUCAAUUGUACAAUUUCAGAUAAAUGUAAUUGUUCCGCAGAUUCGAAAUGUCUCGGCAAAAGUAAUAACCAAUCUAUGUGUCUUUGUCCAGUGGAAAAAUAUGGUUCACAUUGUCGUCUUCAAUCGAUUUGUCAAAAUCAAACUUGCAAAAAUGGUGGACAAUGCAUAUCAGAAAAUGAACGAGUAUCAAGAAAUAGUUUUAUAUGUCUAUGUCCAAUUGGAUUUUCAGGUCCAACAUGUGAAACAAUACAAACAAAAGUUCAUAUAUCAUUUAUUGAUAUAGAAAUUCCUCGUUCUUUGUUUGUUCAUUUUAUUACUGUGCAAACAGAACAUGAUCCAAUACGUACAACAAUUAAUGUCAAAAUUCCAUUCGAUCAAAAUCAAGCCAUAGUUCAAAUAUCAAUAUCUUUUCAUAUUAUUAUUGUUCAAAUUUCCAAAGAAUACUUUUUGACAUAUGUCAGUGCAAACAAUACUUCUUCAUCAGUUAGUAUAGUUCAGACGAAGAUGGAACAACGAUGUUUAAAUGUUCUACAAUUAUUUCAUAAUGAAACAGUUGCAAAAUAUUCAUUAUUACGUCGUGUUAAAUAUUAUCAUUUACUCUGUAGAGACAAACAGCAAUUAAAAUGUUUUUAUGAUGAAGAAGCAUUCAUGUGUCUAUGCAAUGAAGAAGGAUAUGCAAAUUGUUUUUCAUUUGAUUUCAAUGUAAAAUACACCUGUAAAAGAUAUGGAGAUUGUCAAAAUAAUGCGCAAUGUUUUUCAGAUCGUCCAAAUUGUCCACUUUCGACGUUCUGUGUUUGUGAAGAUUGUUUUUAUGGGAGUAAAUGUCAAUUUACCACAAAAGGAUUUGAUUUUUCUCUCGAUGCUAUUCUUGGCUAUCAGAUUCGACCACACUUGUCGGUAAACCAUCAGCCAACUAUUGUAAAAAUUACUAUUGUUUUAACUACUAUUAUGGUAGUUAUUGGUUUUGUCAAUAGUAUUCUAUCCAUAAUAACAUUUCAAAGAAAAAUCAAAGAUGAAUCAGGUUGUAGACAUUAUCUUUUAGCUACAUCAAUCGUUUCAUUAUUUUCAACAUUUAUAUUUUCAAUUAAAUUCUUCAUGCUAAUUCUUUCACAAAUGUCAAUUAUUACAAACAUCACUAUCCUGCGUAUUUCAUGUAUUUUAAUUGAUUUCCUACUUCGAUUGAUACCAACUAUUAUAGAUUGGUUGAAUGCAAGUAUCGGCAUUGACAGAGCACUUGCGCUAGUAAUGAGUAUCAAAUAUGAUAAGAAUAAAAGUAGACGAGCAGUUAAAUGGACUAUUAUUAGUAUUUUAAUAUUUACCACGACCAGUAUUUUACAUGAUCCAAUAAAUCGACAACUUAUUGAGGAUGAAGAAGAAAAUCGAAGAUGGUGUUUAAUUCAAUAUUCACCUCCACUUCAGAUAUAUAAUUCAGCAAUAAAUAUAUUUCAUUUUUUAGUUCCCUUUAUAAUAAAUCUUGUCACUGCUAUUACCAUAAUAUUUGUUGCUGCUCGAAGUCGUGCUACAGCUCAUCAACAACAAACUUAUCAACAACAUUUAAACGAACAAUUUCAUCGACAUAAUCAUCUAAUUGUUAGUGCUAUGCUUUUAGUUGUACUUGCUACACCUCGUUUAAUCAUCUCAUUCAUAUCUGGUUGUAUGAAAUCGGUACGAUAUCCUGCCCUUUAUUUAUUUGGAUAUUUUAUAUCAUAUAUUCCACCAUCUCUUACAUUCAUCGUAUUUGUUGUACCUUCCAAAUCAUAUAAAACUGAAUUCUAUGCUGCUACGAAACGAUUUCGAACUGUUAUUCUUGGAAGACAAUGGAAUGUUACCUAA